AUGUCGCAAGAUAUCACGUUUAAGCUUAGCAAUGGCGUCACAAUUCCCGGUCUGGGGUUUGGAACGUUCUCAAACGAGGGCGCCAAAGGAGAAACAUACAAGGCCGUGCUUCACGCUCUGAAGGUUGGAUACAGACACCUGGACUGCGCUUGGUUCUACAUGAAUGAGGACGAAGUUGGCCAGGCGAUCAAAGAUUUCCUCAAGGAGAACCCAUCUGUCAAACGAUCUGAUUUGUUUGUUACUACCAAAGUAUGGAGUCAUUUGCACGAGUUCGAUGAGGUGCAGUGGUCCUUGAACAAUUCCCUGAAGAACCUGCAGCUGGAUUAUGUGGAUCUGUUCUUGGUUCAUUGGCCAAUUGCUGCUGAGAAAGAUGAGAAUUAUAUGCCGAAGCUUGGACCUGAUGGCAAGUACGUUAUCAAGGAAGAGUUAACCAAUAACCCCGAGCCGACAUGGCGUGCAAUGGAAGCGCUCUACAAUGCUGGAAAGACCAGAGCCAUUGGCCUCUCAAACUUCACUAUUCCCGGCAUCAAGCAGAUUCUCUCCUUCGCCAAAGUGGCCCCACACGUUAACCAGAUCGAAAUUCACCCUUUCCUGCCCAACUCCGAGUUGGUUGAAUUUUGCUUUUCACAGAACAUCUUGCCAGAAGCGUACUCUCCACUGGGGUCUCAGAACCAAGUCCCCAACACAGGCGAGAAGGUUGCUACAGAUCCGACGCUUAAUGCCAUUGCGAAAGAAGGUGGCCAUACGCUUGCUCAGGUGUUGAUUGCGUGGGGAUUGAAGAGAGGCUACGUCGUGUUGCCGAAGAGCUCGACCCCGUCACGCAUUGAGAGCAAUUUCAAAGAGAUCGAGUUGACACAAGAACAGUUUGAGGCGGUCAAUCGGGUGGCUCAGGGAAGGCACUGUCGUUUCGUUAACAUGAAGGAUGCUUUCGGGUAUGAUGUUUGGCCAGAGGAAAGCGCUUAA
Messenger RNA from Coccidioides immitis RS, 963 nucleotides. Its product is annotated as glycerol dehydrogenase. Gene Ontology annotation, molecular function: aldose reductase (NADPH) activity. Gene Ontology annotation, cellular component: cytosol. The coding region runs from base 1 to 963 and encodes 320 amino acids. The transcript is spliced from 2 exons. The record is from RefSeq and is a predicted model, not a curated record. Lineage: Eukaryota; Fungi; Ascomycota; Eurotiomycetes; Onygenales; Onygenaceae.